Amphiprion ocellaris (clown anemonefish) is the source of this 2852-nucleotide messenger RNA. RefSeq names its product NADH-ubiquinone oxidoreductase 75 kDa subunit, mitochondrial. Gene Ontology annotation, biological process: ATP synthesis coupled electron transport. Gene Ontology annotation, molecular function: iron-sulfur cluster binding; NADH dehydrogenase (ubiquinone) activity. The transcript is spliced from 19 exons. Bases 254 to 2464 code for a protein of 736 amino acids. Gene Ontology annotation, cellular component: membrane. The record is from RefSeq and is a predicted model, not a curated record. NCBI's taxonomy places the organism in Eukaryota, Metazoa, Chordata, Actinopteri, Pomacentridae.
AAGGACAAGCCGGGCUGCGCUACAUCACCGCAGACUGUCACAAUCUAGUGUGGGUGAGAUGAUGUCAGGAGGUUUUUUACAUUACUUCAUCUGUCAUGCCCACUGCUGCUGAUUAUUGUCAGAUUAGCCAGCAUUUACAGAAAUGCAGCCCUGCUGUUUGGAUUAUGGUAUACAGGAUUACUUAAUCCGUGACGCAGCAGAAUAGUUGAGACAGUGCGCAAUCUGCGUCGCAGGCAGUCUCAAGAGGACAAGCAUGUUGCGUUUGCCCAUUGCCAGCCGUAGUCUCAUCCCAGCAGCUCUUGCCAAAGGAGGGGCGGCCGCAGCCCACAAUGCUCGCACUGCAGCUACUGCAACAGCAGCUGCCAGUAACCUCCUGGAGGUGUUUGUGGAUGGGAAGCCUGUAAUGGUGGAACCAGGGACCACUGUGUUGCAGGCAUGUGAGAAAGCAGGUAUGCAGAUUCCCCGCUUCUGCUACCACGAACGCUUGUCAGUUGCUGGAAACUGUCGUAUGUGUCUUGUGGAGAUAGAGAAAGUUCCUAAGCCGGUGGCAGCUUGCGCUAUGCCGGUCAUGAAAGGUUGGAAUAUUUUAACCAAUUCUGACAAGACAAGGAAGGCCCGAGAGGGUGUGAUGGAGUUCCUACUGGCUAACCACCCGUUGGAUUGUCCAAUUUGUGAUCAAGGAGGUGAAUGUGAUCUACAGGACCAGUCGAUGCAGUUUGGCAGCGACAGGAGCCGCUUCACAGAGGGCAAAAGAGCUGUGGAAGACAAAAACAUUGGCCCCCUCAUCAAAACCAUCAUGACUCGCUGUAUCCAGUGCACUCGCUGUGUGCGCUUUGCCAGUGAGAUUGCAGGUGUGGAGGACCUGGGCACCACUGGCAGAGGCAAUGACCUACAGAUUGGGACUUAUGUGGAGAAAAUGUUCAUGUCAGAGUUAUCUGGAAAUGUCAUUGAUAUAUGCCCAGUGGGAGCCCUAACUUCUAAACCAUAUGCUUUCACCGCCCGCCCAUGGGAGACCAGGAAGACUGAAACCAUUGAUGUUCUGGAUGCUGUGGGUAGUAACAUCGUGGUGAGCACUCGUGGUGGUGAAGUGAUGAGAAUUCUGCCUCGUCUUAAUGAAGAUAUUAACGAGGAGUGGAUCUCAGACAAAACCAGGUUUGCUUAUGAUGGACUUAAGAGACAGAGGCUUACUCAGCCCAUGGUGAAAAAUGAGUCUGGGCAGUUUGUUCCAACAUCCUGGGAAGAUGUGCUGACUCGAGCUGCUGGAGCAUUGCAAGGAGUUGAAGGAAAUGAUGUCGCUGCUGUUGUCGGAGGAAUGGUGGAUGCAGAGGCUCUCAUUUCCCUGAAGGACUUGCUGAACCGUUUGAAUAGCGAAAACCUGUGCACUGAGGAGGUAUUCCCUAUGAAUGGAGCUGGAUCUGACCUACGUUCAAACUACCUGCUUAAUACUGGGAUUGCUGGCAUUGAAGAGGCUGACCUGCUUCUUCUGGUCGGCACUAACCCACGUUAUGAGGCCCCUCUGUUCAAUGCACGGAUUAGAAAAAGCUGGCUUCACAAUGAGUUGCAAGUGGCUCUGGUGGGAAAGGAAGUGGACCUGAGCUACACAUAUGAUCAUCUUGGGGAGUCUGCCAAGAUCCUGCAAGAAAUUGCCUCAGGAACCCAUCCAUUCUCCCAGAUUUUGGCUAAAGCAAAGCAUCCCGUUGUUGUAGCUGGCAGCAGCUGCCUGCAGAGAGAGGAUGGAGCUGCAAUAAUGGCUGCUGUGUCAACUAUUGCUCAGAACGCACGUGUCAGCAGUGGGGUGGAUGAAACCUGGAAGGUUCUCAAUGUGCUUCACAGGGUUGCCAGUCAAGUGGCUGCACUUGAUCUUGGGUACAAGCCUGGAGUGGAAGCUGUCAGGAAGAACCCACCCAAAGUGUUGUUUCUACUGGGGGCUGAUUCUGGCUGCAUUACUCGCCAAGACCUUCCCAAGGAUAGCCUAAUAAUUUAUCAAGGUCACCAUGGUGAUAUGGGUGCACCAAUGGCAGAUAUCAUACUUCCUGGAGCCGCAUACACUGAGAAAUGUGGCACCUAUGUGAACACCGAGGGCCGUGCACAACAGACAAAGGUGGCUGUGACGCCUCCAGGCAUGGCCAGGGAGGACUGGAAGAUCAUCAGAGCCAUAUCUGAGCUGGCGGGAGUGACUCUGCCAUAUGACACUCUUGAUGAAGUGCGUGAUAGACUGGCCGAGGUUUCCCCAAAUCUGGUGCGAUAUGAUGACGUCGAGGAGGCCAAUUACUUUAAGCAGGCCAAUGAACUGUCUAAGGCAGUGGACCAGGGUGUCCUAACUGAACCUUUAGUCCCUCCACAGCUUACUGUGAAGGACUUUUAUAUGACAGAUCCGAUAAGCAGAGCCUCCCAGACGAUGGCGAAAUGUGUGAAAGCUGUCACAGAAGGAGCACAAGCUGUGGACGAGCCGGCCAUAUGCUAAAGCACAAUGGAUAGCAAUCCAGUUCUGAAAAAUGAUACGCACAACUCGUAUAUUUGCACAUUCCUAGAAACAUGUUUAUUUGCACCUGUGUUUUCCCUUAGAUGUUUACCCAUAGCAGAUGCCUCAUUAUCUAAAUGCACUAUGAAGCUAACAUACCUGCAGAUACAUGUGCAAGUGCUACUUAAAGAGUGAAGAUGUCAGCUUAGAUUAUUAUUGCAACUGACAUUGACAUUUUAGUAGAUGUGACCAAAGAAAAACUUGUCUUCCUGUGAAAUUACCAGCGUUAAAAGUGUUACGAAUCUAUUUUCAUGAAGGUAUACAGAGUUUAUAGUAUUUUAAGUGUAGCUAUUUGUAAAUGUGAUACAAAUUAAUAAACUAAUUUUCUCUA